UACAGAGCAGAGGAAGCGGCAUUGUUUGUGGCCGCCUGUCCCAAUCGGUCCAAAUAUUUUUGUCCAAAUCGACAGCCAAAAUGUCAGCAUCGCGGACAGCAAUGCGCACACAGUACGUUAUUAUUCAGAGGGCACAAUAGCCACAUACAAGUGCAUGUACCCUAAAUCUGUGGGCAUCGAUAAAGUCCAACAAACUUGGCGUUGUACUGCUAUAGAAGAAAGAAACAAUCAAUGGACAUGGUGGAAUCCCUCCUCUCGUCGUAUCACCUAUUGGAAAUGGAUAAGCUGGAAUGCCCAAGAAUUGUUUUGCGGAUCUCCAGACCAGCCUCUAGACAUAACCCCCACAAGCACGGAGGAGCACGCAACCGCAAAGACAACUAGUAUUUUCACAACAGAAACUUCGUUCACGUUCGGCCAUAACGAGUUCGACUUUAUUGACUUUACAGACCCGCAACAAACAACGCAACCUUACAUAAUCACCGGCAUUUGCGGCGCGGUGGCAUUUGUCUUGAUUGCCCUUCUUCUUGGUGUUUGCUAUCAGAACAGAGUCAUAUUUGGUAAGAGAUACCGUGAUAAUGCCGACUGCGUUAGUCAACGUUCAUUGGCUCCCAUAAUGGAAGCGCAAACAAACUGUUACCAAAGUAACGAAGAAAAUUCUAAUUAUGUCAAUAUCAUACCGAUUAAAGUAAACAGCGAGGCCAUUUACACCGAAGUGGAAACCGGGAAGGUUGGUCAUGACAAAAAAAUAGACACCAAAGUUAAAUAUACCGUUCAUGAAGACCAGCUACAAACAGUUUAUGCUGAAAUACAUCACCCAAAAUAGUCGUCCCAUACCAAUGUCGAAGAGAAUGAAUUUUUUUUAAGUGUGACCUAAUAUUGUCUC
This is a messenger RNA of Daphnia carinata, 883 nucleotides long. RefSeq lists its product as uncharacterized. The coding region runs from base 155 to 823 and encodes 222 amino acids. The record is from RefSeq and is a predicted model, not a curated record. Lineage: Eukaryota; Metazoa; Arthropoda; Branchiopoda; Diplostraca; Daphniidae. The transcript is spliced from 3 exons.